Messenger RNA from Uloborus diversus, 3813 nucleotides. It is a transcript of the gene ClC-b, whose product is annotated as H(+)/Cl(-) exchange transporter 7-like. Gene Ontology annotation, biological process: transmembrane transport; chloride transport. Bases 84 to 2549 code for a protein of 821 amino acids. Gene Ontology annotation, molecular function: voltage-gated chloride channel activity. NCBI's taxonomy places the organism in Eukaryota, Metazoa, Arthropoda, Arachnida, Araneae, Uloboridae. The transcript has 24 exons. The record is from RefSeq and is a predicted model, not a curated record. Gene Ontology annotation, cellular component: lysosomal membrane; intracellular membrane-bounded organelle.
GCUAAUAAGCAUCCAACCAAUAAUUCUUUGCAACUAUGAGUACAAAAAUUUUAGUGUGAAGCAAAGAAAGUAACUUUUCGGAAAUGGAGGACAACAUUAAACAGAGUAAUAAGUUAAAUAACGUGCAUUCUUACGAUGGUGCGGGCGAAAGAACACCGUUAUUGCGACAGCUCGCUGAUUCCAGCUUAUUGUCAAGUGAGAAUGGUGACUGUGAUUCAAUCCUUUUCCAUGACAGUCAGAAUUCUUUUAUGGACAGCUCAUCAGUUAACAGAAGAAUAUCUGUUGGCAUGUCCAAUCUCCUUUCUCAAAAAUAUGAAAGUUUAGAUUAUGAUAUCUGUGAAAAUACGCUUUUCAUUGAAGAAAAAAGUAGAAAGCCUGAUAUCUGUCCAGUUAAACCAGAAAAGCCAGCAAAACGGUGUUCAUCUUUCUUCCAACUUGAUCCUCACACUUCUACUUCUAUUUUAAGGUGGUUUGUGAUAUGCUUAAUAGGAAUUUUGACUGCCUUUGUUGGUGUGAUGAUAACUAUUGCCAUUGAAAAAAUUUCAGAAAAAAAGUUUGCAUUUUUAAAAAACCAGGUUGAUAAUUGCCAUGCCUAUACAGAUCUCAUAAAACCAUAUUCUUAUUGGUUGCUAUUUUCUGCUAUCCCCGUUGCCUUUGGAUCGUUCUUGGUUGUGUUUAUUGCACCUGUUGCUGCUGGCAGUGGAAUCCCUGUCAUAAAAUGUUACUUAAAUGGAGUUAAAGUUCCAGAAGUCGUUCGGUUAAAAACAUUGAUUGUAAAAGCAAUUGGUGUUGUGACAUCAGUUGUUGGAGGAUUAGCGGUUGGAAAAGAAGGACCAAUGAUUCAUUGUGGAGCAGUAAUAGCGGCUGGAAUUUCUCAAGGGAAAAGCACAUCGCUAAGGAAAAAUUGCAAGAUUUUUGAGCAAUUUCGAGAAGAUCAUGAGAAAAGAGACUUUGUAUCUGCUGGUGCAGCUGCAGGGGUUGCCGCUGCUUUUGGUGCUCCAGUUGGUGGAGUACUUUUCAGUUUAGAAGAAGGAGCUAGCUUUUGGAAUCAAUCACUUACGUGGCGUAUAUUUUUUUGCUCGAUGAUAUCAUAUUUUACUCUGAACAUCACUUUGUCCGCCACUAAUAAUCAUCCUGGGGCAUUGUCUUAUCCUGGGUUAAUAAAUUUUGGUAAAUUUGAUAACCUUGAUUACUCAGUCGAAGAACUUCCUUUAUAUGUAUUAAUGGGUGUGAUAGGUGGUUUGUUUGGUGCUUUUUACAACCAUAUGAAUUACAUACUUACUGUUUUUCGUAUGCGGUAUGUGAAACAUCCUGUUGCUCGCAUUUUUGAAGUAAUCAUGGUGAGCAUGGUUGGUGUCACCAUUGCUUUUCUGAUGACUUUUAUCUAUUCUGGCCCUGAUGAUUGCUUAGAUAUCCAGUAUCCUAUUCAAGACAAGGACAAAUCAUUGGUUACGCUGAAUUGUGAAGCAGGUACAUUCAAGAAAGUUUGGUCGAUAUGGUUUCAAACUCCUGAAGGUUGCCUUAGAAGCCUUCUCCACGAUUCAGAUGCCAUAUGGAGUUUUAUGACUUUGGGAUUGUUCUUCCUUGCUUACUUCUUUCUUGGUUGCUGGACUUAUGGAUUAAGUGUAUCUAGCGGACUUUUUAUUCCAACUCUAAUGAUUGGAGCAGCUUGGGGUAGAAUUUUCUGUUAUGGAAUUGUGACAAUAUGGACGAAACUUGACCUUGAUGCUAGCUCUUUAUGCUAUUCAAAAUUUGCUAUUGUUGGAGCUGCAGCAAUGUUAGGUGGCGUAGUAAGGAUGACCAUCAGUUUGACAGUUAUUUUAAUGGAAGCUAUUGGAAAUAUUACCUUUGGAUUACCUAUCAUGAUAGCAGUUAUGGUUGCAAAAUGGAUUGGGGACAUCUUUAAUGAGGGUGUGUAUGAUAUUCAUAUUCAAUUGGCAAGUGUGCCAUUCUUAGGAUGGGAACCUCCUCCGCAUUCAUAUACAAUAUUUGCAAGUGAAGUAAUGAGCUAUCCUGUAGUUUGCUUACGAACUAUAGAGAAAGUUGGCAAUAUUGAACGUAUAUUAAAAACAGAAUCACACAAUGGAUUUCCAGUUGUUGAUGUUUCAGAUGAUUCAUAUGACAAUACUCAUACAUUUGGAACUUAUCGUGGAGUCAUAUUAAGGUGGCAAUUAAUCGUAUUACUUCAGCACAAGGUUUUUAAUGAAAUGGCAGAGCAAGUUUGGAUAGAGCAAAAACUAGGAUUGAAAGAUUUUCGAGAUUCUUAUCCUCGUCAUCCUACGAUUCAGCAAAUUCAUAUCUCUCCGAAGGAGAGAAAUUUUAUGAUUGAUUUGAGACCUUACAUGAAUUCAUCAGCAUAUACCAUUUCUCAUAGGGCAUCUUUACCUCGGAUUUUUAGAUUAUUUAGAGCCCUUGGACUAAGACAUCUUCCUGUCAUAGAUGAAAAAAAUUCUGUUGUCGGCAUUGUUACCAGAAAAGAUAUCGCAAGGUUUAGAGCUGGAAAGCAUGGAAAAUCAGGGCUUGAAGAACUUCAAAUAUCCUAUGGAUAGAAAUGUUUCGACUUUUUUUUUUAAAUUGAUGACUUAAUUUUAAACUUUUAUUUGUGGGAACAUUUGCUAGACUUGUGUCAUUGACACAGUUGAAGCUGUGAAGUUUUAUUGCGAAGAUGAUUUCCAAUGCAUGGGAUGAUUGCAUAUGUGCAUUUUCAGAGCUGUGAUAUGUUGAUACUAAUCAGUAUAUGUGAUUAUGAUUGUUGCACUGUAACUGAUUUAUUCAGUUUUACUUUAAUGGUUUUAAAGAAAAACUAAAAUGGUUUUUAAUUUUUUGUCGAAAAGGAUAUUAAUAACCUUGAUGUGUUUUUACCUAAGUAUUACUCAGGGGCUCCCACCUGGGGGGGGGGGGGGGAUCAUGGUGCAGGGCUGUGCCAUUGAAACUUUUAGGGGUAUUUUCUUUGUUUGAGAAGGGCUCUUGCUCACAUGGGUGGUCUUAGUAGUAUUUGGGAGGAGGUGCCUUUGCUCUAGGAGGGAUAGGCACCCCUGUAUUACUGUUGAUGAAGAACAAUCAGUUAUAGGUUAUUAACUGAACAAUUUCUUUUUACUUGAUCAUUUUAUAUAGCAUAUAAAUGGAUCAUUUGAAGCUAAAUAUCAUUCGUUACUUUAAAUUAAAGUGAUAGUUAAAUUUUUAUUUCAAUUUUUUUUUCAUUCAUUUCUGUAAAGUAUAGUUAGUGAAUACUUAUUUAAAAAAAGUGUGAAGUUUUAACAAUCUCAAAAGAACUUUUUUCUCAAGUCAUUAAGGCAAGAACAUUAUAAAUGCUAAUAGUUUUGGAAUGAAUGCAAUAUUGUGCACAAAAAUCAACUCAAUACUAAAAUUGUGGUUGAGAGUGGCAAUUAAUUUUAAUCUUGAUUGUUACAGAGGUAUUUGCAUCAACCGUAGUAAGAAGGGUAAAAAAUAUUAAUGUGUUGCAUACAGUGCUGUAGUGGAGGGAGAGGAGGGGGGGCAGACCCUUAAAUGUUUGAUUUUUUAUUGUAAAAAUAUUGGAAAUAUAAUGUAAAUUGGUAUCAAACCACAUAUUCUGCUGGUAAGUCUCCCAAACCCCAAGGCAAUUCCCCUAAGCACCCCCCCCCCCCAACUACAGCACUGGUUAUAUACCAUUGUAUGUUUCAUGGUAUUGUUUUAUGCCACAAGGACAAAUUGGUAUUCUUUUACUUGUCCCUUAGUGGCUAAAACUGAACAUUAGCAAAAGAAAUCGAAUUUUAUUGAAAUCUUUUAUAAAUCAAUAGUUUUUUUUAAUUGAAAUUGAUAAGUUUAGCAGCA